AUGUCUAUCGACGUAUUCAUCGACCUGUACAUAACUAUCUAUCUGCACGGCAUUAAAAAAUCAAUACCUCGUUUCCCUGUAGCAUUUCUUUUAUCGUCUUACAAUUUUUUCUUUCAUUCUUUCUUUAAUUCUUUCUUUCAUUAUUUCUUUAUUCUUUCUUUUAUUCUUUCUUUAAUUCUUUCUUUCAUUAUUUCUUUUAUUCUUUCUUUUAUUCUUUCUUUCAUUAUUUCUUUCAUUCACUCUUUCUUUCCUUCCUUCCUUCUUUCCUUCCUUCUUUCUUUGAUUUUCCAUCUAAAAAGGAUACGUUUUCUAUUAAUAGAUCAUUCUUUUCUUUUUCUGUAUCUCUUUUUUCUUUCUUUCUUCCUUUUUCUUUCCUUCCUUCUUUCUUUCUUUCUUUCUUCGAUUUUCUCACUAGAGUAUGUUUCUUUUUAUAGCGCUUUCUUUUUUUCUACUGGAGACAUUUCAUUGAGAGACUUUGCUUCCUUUUUUCUUUCUUUCUUUCUUUCUUUCUUUUUUCAUUCUUUCUUUCUUUCUUUCUUCGAUUUUCUCACUAGAAGACUUUGUUUCCUUUUUUCUUUCUUUCUUUCUUUCUUUCUUUCUUUCUUUUUUCUUUCUUUCUUUCUUUCUUCGAUUUUCUCACUAGAGUAUGUCUCUUUUUAUAGCGCUUUCUUUUUUUCUACUGGAGACAUUUCAUUGAGAGACUUUGUUUCCUUUUUUCUUUCUUUCUUUCUUUCUUUCUUUUUUCUUUCUUUCUUUCUUUCUUCAAUUUUCUCACUAGAACAUUUCAUUGAGAGACUUUGUUUCCUUUUUUCUUUCUUUCUUUCUUUCUUUUUUCUUUCUUUUUUCUUUCUUCAAUUUUUCUCACUAGAGUAUGUUUCUUUUUAUAGCGCUUUCUUUUUUUCUACUGGAGACAUUUCAUUGAGAGACUUUGUUUCCUUUUUUCUUUCUUUCUUUCUUUCUUUCUUUCUUUCUUUUUUUUUCUUUCUUUCUUCAAUUUUCUCACUAGAAGACUUUGUUUCCUUUUUUCUUUCUUUCUUUCUUUCUUUCUUUUUUCUUUCUUUCUUUCUUUCUUCAAUUUUCUCACUAGAGUAUGUUUCUUUUUAUAGCGCUUUCUUUUUUUCUACUGGAGACAUUUCAUUGAGAGACUUUGUUUCCUUUUUUCUUCCUUUCUUUCUUUCUUUUUUCUUUCUUUCUUUCUUUCUUUCUUUCUUUCUUCAGUUUUCUCACCAGAGCAUGUUUCUUUUUAUAGCGCUUUCUUUUAUUCUACUGGAGACAUUUCAUUGA
This is a messenger RNA of Acanthosepion pharaonis, 1284 nucleotides long. The record is from the annotation of a GenBank genome assembly. NCBI's taxonomy places the organism in Eukaryota, Metazoa, Mollusca, Cephalopoda, Sepiida, Sepiidae.